Varanus komodoensis (Komodo dragon) is the source of this 2082-nucleotide messenger RNA. It is a transcript of the gene POGLUT2, whose product is annotated as protein O-glucosyltransferase 2. Gene Ontology annotation, cellular component: endomembrane system. Gene Ontology annotation, molecular function: glucosyltransferase activity; protein binding. Bases 406 to 1914 code for a protein of 502 amino acids. The transcript has 10 exons. NCBI's taxonomy places the organism in Eukaryota, Metazoa, Chordata, Lepidosauria, Squamata, Varanidae. The record is from RefSeq and is a predicted model, not a curated record.
CCCCUUCCCCACCCUUUGCGCUUUUGCAGUAAGCCUAAGAUGCUGCCGGAGAGGAAAGGGUGAAGGCAUUAGAAAGGCUCCACGCUCAAGAAGACAAAGGAACUGGGAAGCGGGUGCCGUCUUGAUCAUUUGUAUUCUUCCUUUCCUCAUGCAUUAUCCAGAGCAAAGCAGCCUUUCCCGUGUAGUUUUUGUAGGAAGGCUGGAAUUACUGAAGUUUGCAUUGAAGAGAACACCGAGCAAAGCAAAUGAUAGGUAACUGAGAAGACACUGCGGUUGUGGUUGAAGGCACCAGCUUGUACGUGCUUCUGUGCAUCUACCUCUAACGGAGCAAGAUUUCUUCCUCUUUCUCCCACCCCCCUCUGUGCGGCAUUUGUUCUGUUUGCUUCUUAAGAGGAAAUCCUGUAAAUGUGUAGCAUUUGGCUGACUUGCUGCUUGCCGUUGGGGACCAUUCUUCUGGUGCUUUGUGAAUCAGCUGGUGGGAGCCAGCUAAGUCCUGAGCACAGUUUAAUAUGGGGACCUGGCCUGAGAGCAAGCGUGGUCCUUCCUGCUCGGUAUUUUUACGUCCAGGCUGUGGAUUCUGAAGGGAGGAGGUUUACUGUCUCUCCAGGUGAAAAUGCGUUUCAAGUGAAGAUCACAGCUCCUGAGGAGCAGUUUACACGAGUUGGAGUACAAGUAUUAGACAGGAAAGAUGGUUCCUUUAUUGUGAGGUACAGAAUGUAUGCAAGCUACAAAAACCUGAAGAUUGAGGUUCAAACCAAAGACAAACAUAUUGCGAAAUCCCCAUAUAUUUUGAAAGGACCAAUCUAUCAUGAGAACUGUGACUGUCCUCAGGAAGAUGGGAGCACUUGGCUGGAAGAGAUGUCCUGCCCUCACACCAUCUCACAGAUCCAGAGAGACCUGGCACAUUUUCCUACCAUUGACCCCGACAAAAUUGCCAAAGAAGUUCCACAACGGUUUGGACAGAGGCAGAGCUUGUGCCAUUACACCAUAAAAGACAAUAAGGUGUAUAUAAAGACCCAUGGUGAGCAUGUGGGAUUCAGGAUUUUCAUGGAUGCUAUUCUACUUUCCUUAACUAGAAAAGUGAAAAUGCCUGAUCUAGAGUUUUUUGUUAACUUGGGAGACUGGCCUUUGGAAAAAAAGAAAUCUUCUCAGGGCAUCCAUCCCAUUUUCUCAUGGUGUGGUUCCAACGAUUCAAAAGAUAUUGUAAUGCCAACCUAUGACCUGACAGACUCCGUUUUAGAGACAAUGGGGCGAGUCAGUCUUGACAUGAUGUCUGUUCAAGCGAACACUGGGCCGCCAUGGGAAUUGAAGAACAGCACAGCAAUCUGGCGCGGUCGGGACAGCCGUAAAGAGAGGCUCGAACUUGUAAAAAUGAGCAGAAAGCACCCAGAAAUCAUUGAUGCAGCAUUUACAAACUUCUUCUUUUUCAAACACGAUGAAAGUCUCUAUGGCCCCAUUGUGAAACAUAUUUCCUUUUUUGAUUUCUUCAAGUAUAAAUACCAAAUUAAUAUCGACGGCACAGUGGCUGCAUACAGACUGCCUUAUCUGCUAGCGGGAAACAGCGCUGUGCUUAAACAGGAUUCCAUCUACUAUGAACAUUUUUAUAAUGAGCUACAACCUUGGAAACACUACAUUCCUUUUAAAAAUGACCUGAGUGAUCUCCUGGAAAAACUCCAGUGGGCAAAAGACCAUGAUGAAGAGGCAAAGAAUAUUGCAAAGGCUGGGCAAGAUUUUGCAAGAAAUAAUCUCAUGGGAGACCAUAUAUUCUGUUAUUACUUCAAGCUUUUCCAGGAAUAUUCCAAAUUACAAGUGAGUGACCCAAAAGUUAGAGAUGGCAUGGAAAAAGUGGAACAGCCUGAUGAUGACCUCUUUCCCUGUAGCUGUUACCGAAAACAGGUAAAAGAGGAACUUUAAUGGAAGAAGGGAAAAGUUGCUUGCAAUAUUUGCCUAUAUUUGUAUUUGAAUAAAAAACUAAGGGUGCAAUAGUUUGAAUGCCUUCUAUUGUGCUGUAUUCCUACAAUACUGUUUUUUAUAAUUUUUUAAAAUAAAUAUUCUUUCCAUAAAGUUGUAUUUUUAUUUUAA